AAGUGAAAUUUUUUUUCACAAAGAAGAAGUUAUGCGUAUAUUAUUUAAAAAUAUAUUGGACAAGGAUGUGCAGCUUAUGCUUUGGCCUUUAAACCUGAUGCAGUAUAUGAUGUUGUGUCCCAAAUAUCAAAUCAAAAACAACCUUAUUACUCCUAAUAACUUAAUCUCUAAUAUCAUUUCAAUUAUUGCAACAAGCUAUAGACAAAAAAUGUUUCAAGUCUACGUUGACUUAUUGGAAUGUUAUAGCAUUUUAAAGAAAUGUUUUCAACAAUUUGUAAGUAAUUUUCAGCUAGCGAUCAUUGCAUUAUUGAGUUGGUUUGUUAAAGAUUUAAUGUGGCAAUCACUAAUAUGCCUGCGUUGCGAGAAAUUUUACAUAGCUAUGCAAAAAGUUAAAGAUUCAUGCUCAAUUAUUCUGAAUAGAAACAGCUCAGAUGAUGUGAGAAAGCUAUGCAAGAACGUGCUGCGCUUGCACCGCGCGUCAUUCAGCAAGAUACGCGCAUGCGGACUGUUCUACGUAGACGCGGCGUUACAACUCGCUCUUAUGGGUCUACUCACUAACUAUAUUGUAUUUUUGUUACAGUUUAGGUUUUUGUAAUGAAAUAUUAUGA
This is a messenger RNA of Helicoverpa zea (corn earworm), 608 nucleotides long. RefSeq lists its product as uncharacterized. The record is from RefSeq and is a predicted model, not a curated record. Lineage: Eukaryota; Metazoa; Arthropoda; Insecta; Lepidoptera; Noctuidae. The transcript is spliced from 4 exons. Bases 32 to 595 code for a protein of 187 amino acids.